Messenger RNA from Canariomyces notabilis, 1575 nucleotides. RefSeq lists its product as uncharacterized. The record is from RefSeq and is a predicted model, not a curated record. Bases 1 to 1575 code for a protein of 524 amino acids. The transcript is spliced from 2 exons. NCBI's taxonomy places the organism in Eukaryota, Fungi, Ascomycota, Sordariomycetes, Sordariales, Chaetomiaceae.
AUGUCUAGCUACUCCAGCGACGAAGAGUCGGUCAACUUCAGGUACGUCCGGCGCGAACGGUCACCGAUGCGCCGGGGGCCUCCUCCGCCUCCGCCUCCGCCAGGGCCACAUCAUGUCCAAACCGUUGUCAGGCCCGUGAGUCGCCAUCGCACCUCGGGCUACUACUACCAUCCCGAGAGCUCUCUCGCGCCGGAGCGGACCAUUAUAACGGCCCGUUCCCGGUCGCGGGAGAGACGGUCUCCGCCGGUCGGGCCUCCACCCGGCCCGCCGCCGCCCGGUGCGCCCCAGGUUGUCAUCAACCAGCCAUAUGUUGCGCCGCCGCCGAGGCGCGGCCGUGACCACGACUCGGACUACUCGUCGGACGACUCGUCCUAUGUCUCGUCACAUCACCACCGCCAUCGCAAAGGGCACCGGUCGCACAGCCACGUGCGCAGCCGGUCGUCCAGCACGCACAGCUACCUCGAGCGGGAAAUAGAAAGGAGCAAAGAACGCCUCAUGGCCAUGCAGCUCGCCAACCGUGAAAAGGAGGGAAAAGAUCUCGAGCUCGUACGCAUCCAGGCCGAGCUAGACCGGAUCCACCAUGAGGAUGAGCGCCGUAUUACCCACGACAAGUACAGGCAGGAGUUUGAGAACGAGCACCUCAAGCGCGAAGUGGAACGGUUCAAGUCUCGGGAGGAAAAGGAAAGGAUCGAAAGGCUGCGCGAAGAGCAAGCAGCGCUGCUCAGGGAGAGCGAAGAAUUGAAGCGCAUCAAACGCCGCGAAGAGGAGGCCCAGCACGAGAAGCGGAUUGAGAACGAAAACGAGCUCAAGCAUUUCAAGGAUGAGCAGGUACGCUGGCGGCGCGAGCAGGAGGAAAAGGAGCGAGAAAAGCAGAUCAAGUUGGAGGCCGAGCACCAGGCUGCCAUGGCUGAGCUGGAGAAGAUAAAAAACGAGAGAGUGAGGAAGGAAGAGGAAGAGCGCAUCAAGCGCGAGCUGGAGCUUAGAUUACUCGAGGAGGAAAAGAAGGCGGCGGAGGAGCGGGCGCGAAAGGAGAAAGAGGCCGAGGAGAUCAUUGCCCAGUUCAAGGCCAAAGAGGCCGAGCGCCUGCAGAAGGAGAAGGAGGCCCAGGAGGCGUUUGAGAAGGAGGUGCAGCGCCGCAUGCAAGAGGCCUUGAUUCAGUCUGGCGUCGACGAGAAGGACAUUGAGGCCAUCAUGAAGAAGGAGAAGAUCAAGAAAGAUAGAGAGGAGGCGGAAAGGCAGGCCGCAGCCCGGCCCGUCUACACUCGCAUGUCUCUUCGGCACCUCGCCAUCGAAACUCUUGAUCACUACAAGAUUGAGUGGGAGUGGGAUCAGACUCCGGGCUAUGUCCUUAUCAAGCGCGCGCUCUCUGAGCAGGAGCAAGACAUGCUCUGGGAGCAUACGCGCCGGAUCCGCAUCGUCGAACGGCGUCCCGGGGAGAAUGUGGUGCUCAAGAUCAAGGACCACAGGCACCGCCAUGGCUCGGACGACGAGAAGUUUGAGUUUGUCCGCAAAAAGCGAAGCCGCAGCAAGUCGCCCGGCUUGUUGAUGUACCUCGCUGGCGGUCGGCCGGCGUGA